This is a messenger RNA of Saprolegnia diclina VS20, 1307 nucleotides long. RefSeq lists its product as hypothetical. The record is from RefSeq and is a predicted model, not a curated record. Bases 45 to 1244 code for a protein of 399 amino acids. NCBI's taxonomy places the organism in Eukaryota, Oomycota, Saprolegniomycetes, Saprolegniales, Saprolegniaceae. The transcript has 4 exons.
CUUCGCUUUGUCGAUUUGAAAAUUCCAAUUCGACGGCAGCGACGAUGCGCGCUCCGAUGCAGCGGCUGAAGGACAAGAUGAGCAUAUGCGAGCGCACGCUGAUGAGCCACCACACGCCCGCGGCGACGGUCGUCAAGGCCCUCAGCAACGUCAGCGAUACGGUGAUGGAGCUGCACAGCCUCGGUCAGCUCGACACCGACAAGUGCAUCCACGAAUUCAACCUCAUCGCGGACACGGUCUUUCUGCAGCUCGACAAUACCAACCCACAAGUGCUCGCGUCGGUCUGCGACCUCCUCCGCGCCCUGUCCGUCUGCUGCGGCGAGAUGUUGCGACCGACUGCCGAUGCGCUCAUCAGUGACAUCUUCGUCCUCUGUGGCCACAGCGCGCGCAACGUGGCGUUCCACGCCAAGGAGUGCGUGACGCAGUGGACGCAGCAUACGUCCUAUGCGCUGCAGCCCGUCGUGACGAUCCCAGACGCGCGCUUCAGGUCGCAUCAAGACAAUGUAUUGUACGCCUAUCACUUUGCGCUGCAAGUGCCCACGAUCUGCGACCAGUGGCAAACGGCCGAGAUCGCCCCGUACCACGAGGAGAUCUUCCAGGUCCUCUCCGCCUGCAUCGAAGACGAUAACACGACGAUCCGCGUGGCUGGCUUCAAGGCGCUUAGCGCGCUCUUUGAUUUCCAGCGCCACGAGAUGAAGAUGAGCGCGACGCUCCUCGCCGAGAGCUACUUGGGUGCGAUCUCAAAGCACAUCAUCCACGAUAUCCUGCGCGAGCUGCCGCAGUCGCUGCUUGCCCAGACGCUCUCGGCGUACCACGCUCGGCAGUCGCAUGCGGCGCCGACACCCAAGUUCCGGACGCAGGAGCUCAUGUACCAGACGCCGCGCCGGCAGCAAGCGCCCAAGAGCUUCCAGAGUCGCAUGAUGCUCGCGAAAGGGUCGCCCGCCAUCAAAGCGCCCUCGACGUACUUUGCCCAGCGCAGGCCGGUGCAAGAAGACGCCGGGCUCCGGUCGCGCCGGCCGCGCCAGCCACUCUUUGCCUCGACCGACAAUACCGCCGUUGUUGCGACCAACCGCUGGGAUCAGGUCGGGAAGCUCUGUCGCAUGGGCGGUCGCGGCUGCCGCUGGCUCGUCGACCAAGUGCUGCCUCGCCGCGUCCAGCGCUGGCUCACCUUCUGGAUCACUGUCGUCUCGGUCGUCUUUACGCUCGUCUCGGUCCUCUACUGGGUUCUCCUGGCGCCAGCCUAGAUGUAGCCACAUAGUACAGACGCCGUCGUGGCGUAUAACUUAGUCGAUCGUGUUAUAAACGCG